Molecule: messenger RNA, 2451 nt
Organism: Sceloporus undulatus (fence lizard)
Lineage: Eukaryota; Metazoa; Chordata; Lepidosauria; Squamata; Phrynosomatidae
Product: cytochrome P450 2G1-like
Exons: 9
Coding region: 1-1362 (453 amino acids)
Biological process (GO): xenobiotic metabolic process
Cellular component (GO): intracellular membrane-bounded organelle; cytoplasm
Molecular function (GO): iron ion binding; heme binding; oxidoreductase activity, acting on paired donors, with incorporation or reduction of molecular oxygen, reduced flavin or flavoprotein as one donor, and incorporation of one atom of oxygen
Source: RefSeq, a predicted model, not a curated record
AUGCUGGGCAACCUGUUAGAUUUGAACGCCAAUGACAUACUGAAGUCAUUCAAGAAGCUGAGAGACCAAUACGGGCCCGUAUUUACAGUUCAUUUGGGCCCGCGACGCGUGGUGAUCCUGUAUGGCUACAAGGCUAUCAAAGAAGCUCUGGUGGACCAUGCUGAGGAGUUCAGUGGGAGAGGAAAUUUGGCCACCGUGGAUGACUUCGUUCAGGGUUUGGGGAUUGCAUUUGCCAAUGGGGAACGUUGGAAACAGCUCCGUCAGUUCACACUCAGCACCCUGAGGAAUUUCGGGAUGGGAAAACGGCCCAUUGAAGAACGGAUCCAAGAAGAGGCCCAGUUCCUGCUGGAGGAGUUCAGGAAAACAAAUGGUUCGCCCUUUGACCCCACAUUCCUCCUGAGCUGUACAGUCUCCAAUGUCAUCUGCUCCAUUGUCUUUGGCCAGCGCUUCAACUAUGAAGACAAAGACUUCCUCUCCUUGCUGGACAAGAUAAACAAGAACUUUGCAGGGAUGAGCGCCACUUCAGGUCAGCUGUAUGAAAUGUUUCCAUCAGUCAUGCAGUACCUGCCAGGCCCCCACAAGAAACUGUUCCAUAAUCUACAGGAAAUCUAUGAUUUUGUGGCCGAAAGGAUCAAAAUCAACAAGGCUUCCCUUGAUCCUGACAAUCCCCGUGACUAUAUUGACUGCUUUCUUAUCCAGAUGGAAAAGGAGAGCAAAAAUCCUUCCAGUGAGUUUCACCUCCAAACCAUGAUCAUGUCUGUUCUCAAUCUAUUUGUUGCUGGGACUGAGACGGUGAGCUCCACACUCCGGUUCGGAUUCUUGAUUCUGAUGAAAUACCCAGAGAUACAAGCAAAAGUGGUCCAAGAGAUCGAUGAUGUGAUCGGGAGAAACCGCCAGCCAAAGGUGGAGGAUCGGGCCCGGAUGCCGUACACAGAUGCUGUGAUCCAUGAGAUCCAGAGAUUUGGCGACGUGAUCCCCAUGAACCUCCCUCAUGCCAUGACACGAACAACACAAUUCCGGGGUUAUACUUUGCCCAAGGGACUGAACAUCAUCCCUUUGCUGACCUCUGUUCUGAAAGACCCCGACUGCUUCAGUGAUCCUGAAAAGUUCAACCCAGGCCACUUCUUGGAUGAGCAAGGGCUCUUUAAGAAGAACGAGGCCUUCAUGCCCUUCUCUAUAGGGAAAAGAAUUUGUGCUGGUGAAGGCUUGGCUCGCAUGGAGCUCUUCCUCUAUCUGACUUCCAUCCUGCAAAACUUCACACUGAAGUCGCCCAUGGCGCCCGAGGACCUUGACCUUAUGCCAGCAGUGAGCAGUUUCGCCAACGUCCCACCCAAGUACCAGCUCUGUGCCAUCCCACGCUGAGAAAGGACUGGCCAAGAAAUGGGGUAGAAAGGAAAAGGCUGGCAUGACUAAUCAAUGGCCGGGUAUCGGAGAGAGUCUGGUGAGCUGGGUACAAUGGUAAAGCGGACAAAUGGCAGAGCUUGGAACUCUAGGUCUGAAAACUGAUUUGACAAUAUUAGACAUUAAAAAUCAUACCAUUGAUUCACUGUCACAAAACCCUUAACAUAUAAAGUGAUUUAAUUUGUUAGAUUAUUGCUAAUUAAGACUUAAUUAAAACAUUAAUGUAGGGACACACACAGAGAGAGGGGGGGCUUGCAGGGAAUGGAAUAUUUAUUCCAUGGUAUGGACUCCAACAAAAGAGCUCUCUCUGUCCUUUUAAAGUUGCCUUUUUCCAACACAUAAUUUCUCCCCAUGGACUACAAAGCCCAUGGAUGUUGCCUGCGAACGGUGGGAGACCAACAUGACUGGGAACUGUCUGGUUGGGAAUAGGGAGAGAAGAACAGGCAGGAACAGUACCCUAAAGGUGCCAGAUCCUGCCUGAUCUUGGAAGCUCAACCCUGGUUAGUACUUGGAUGGGAAACCGCCAAUGUAUAGCAGGUGCUGUUGGCUAUAUUUCAGAGGAAGGAACUGGCAAAACCUAUUCCUUGCCAAAGAAAAUCCUAUGAAAUUCAUGAGGUUGCCAUAAGUCAACCAGUGACUUGAAGGCAUGCGCACAGAGAGAGAGAGAGAGCUCCAUCGUGCAGCAGAUGAAAGUUCUUCCAUCCAUCCCAGUUUGCCAUUGCUGUGGGCUCAGAGGGGAGAAGAGAUCAAUCAUACCAAGGUCCAGCCGUUGGUGAGAGGCCCUCCUUCUCUCCCAAGUGGCACUAUUGUACCCAGGAAGGGUAAGAACAGCAGCCAACAACACCUGCUGGACCCAAUCCCCUCCCUGACCGCCAUUUUCUUUUCCUUGUGUGUCCUGUCCUAUUUAGAUUGUAAGCCUGAGGGCAGGAUAAUGUCAAAUUAGAGAUUCGGAAGUCACCUCUGGAAGCCUUCUUGGCUCAAGGUGAGGUACAAAUAAUCUAAAUAAAGAAAUAAACCCCUUCAAGUCUGUCGGUUGCUCAACUGCAUCUC